AUGAGCAACGAACUCACCUACAUCCGCUACGACGCGGCCCUUGAAAACACCUACGUCCCCGCCAUGCGCUCCCUAAUCUCCCAACAACUCUCCGAGCCAUACUCUAUCUACGUCUACCGCUACUUCCUUUACCAAUGGGGCGAACUAUGCUACCUCGCCAUGGACAAAUCGCGGCCCGAGAACGACCAGAUGGUGGGUGUUGUGGUGUCGAAGCUCGAGCCGCAUCGCGGGGGCCCGCUGAGGGGGUAUAUUGCCAUGUUGGCUGUGAAAGAAGAGUAUCGGGGGAAGGGGAUUGCGACGAGGUUGGUGAGGAUGAGUAUUGAUGCGAUGAUUGAGAGGGAGGCGGAUGAGAUUGCGCUCGAGACGGAAAUCACAAAUACUGCCGCUAUUAAACUGUACGAGAGACUUGGCUUCUUGCGGAGUAAGCGGUUGCACCGGUAUUACUUGAACGGUAACUCGGCAUAUCGACUCGUGUUGUAUCUCAAAGAAGGCGUGGGGUCUGUCCGGACGACUGCUUUCGACCCGUACGGUGCUAUACCGGGGGAUCCUCUGGGACCGGUGCCGUUACUCCAGGGGAAUCGUGAGUUCGUUUGA
Molecule: messenger RNA, 594 nt
Organism: Aspergillus glaucus CBS 516.65
Lineage: Eukaryota; Fungi; Ascomycota; Eurotiomycetes; Eurotiales; Aspergillaceae
Product: peptide alpha-N-acetyltransferase MAK3
Exons: 2
Coding region: 1-594 (197 amino acids)
Biological process (GO): N-terminal peptidyl-methionine acetylation
Cellular component (GO): NatC complex
Molecular function (GO): protein-N-terminal amino-acid acetyltransferase activity
Source: RefSeq, a predicted model, not a curated record